Messenger RNA from Xenia sp. Carnegie-2017, 1501 nucleotides. Its product is annotated as calumenin-like. The transcript is spliced from 6 exons. Lineage: Eukaryota; Metazoa; Cnidaria; Anthozoa; Malacalcyonacea; Xeniidae. Bases 143 to 1057 code for a protein of 304 amino acids. Gene Ontology annotation, cellular component: endoplasmic reticulum. The record is from RefSeq and is a predicted model, not a curated record. Gene Ontology annotation, molecular function: calcium ion binding.
ACAACGUCAACAACGGUGCAUUAUGUUGUCCAAAGUAAAAAUUAUGGUGAUGAGCUUUCUUCAUUAUAAUCAUAAAAAUUGCCUUUACCAAAUGGAGUUGCAAUAGUAGUCUGAGAUUAACUGAAUCUGGUUGUUCGUAACAAUGAAAGCUCGUGCGUUCAAUAUGAUAGCCUUCAUGUUCUGCUAUUACGUUACAGUGAAUGGUAUUCCUCGUAUUCGACAAAAUGAUUACUAUGUUGAUGGUAUUCAUAAUGUAGACUACGAUCGCCAGUUGUUUUUGAAUAAGGAUGAACAAAAGGAAUUCCAGCAGUUAACGCCAGCGGAGAGAAGACGGCGUCUAAGUGAAAUUGUUGACAAGAUUGAUACAGAUGGAAACAAUAAUAUCACAAAGGAGGAGCUUACAUCCUGGAUAGAGUACAUUCAACUGAAACAUUUGCGAGAUGAAGUGAAUAAUAGAUGGACUCAAAUUGAUAUUGAUGGUGAUGAUUUGAUAACUUGGGAUGAGUUUAAGCUUAGAAACUAUGGUCAUACUAUGGAUCACGAUAACCGAGAUGUGGAUGAUAACUAUCGCAGAAAACGAGAAAUAAACAAAAAAAAGUGGCAUGCCGCCGACUUAAGCAACGACAAUAUGUUAACAAGGGAAGAAUACUCGGCAUAUCUUCAUCCUGGAGAAUAUAGGAGAAUGCAUCAUGUUGCUGCAGAAGAAAUUUUGAAACGAAUUGAUAAGGAUGAUGAUGGCUACGUUUCACUUGAGGAGUACAUCGGGAAAUACGAAGAACCAAAGCCAGCCUGGGUAGAGGCUGAGAAAGAAUUUUUUCUUCGAGAAAGAGACAAAGAUGGCGAUGGCAAACUCAACAAGGCUGAAGUAAUAACAUGGUUGUUCCCUGUAAACUACAAUGCUCUAGAUUCGGAAGUAACACAUCUGCUUCACGAAGCUGAUGUCAACAAGGACGAAAGUCUCACAAAGCAAGAAAUACUCGCUCGAGAAGACCUUUUUGUUGGCAGUAAAGCCACUAAUUUUGGAGAAACUCUGAAUCGCCCUUUGGACGAACUGUAACUUUUGAAGUUACAUGUUUUUUGUUCUUUUGGAUAAAGACUUUUAAAGAAAUGAAAGAAACUUACAAACAAACUGGACAAACAACAAAGAGAAAUAACUUAUAAUUGAAUGGAUUCGUCUUAGUUUACACUAUAUAAUUAGAUUAUGGCCAUGUUUUGAUCGGUACAAGUUUUGUCGCUGCAACAGUGAAAUGUUCCAGUCAGGUUAAGUGAAUAGCGUAGUCAGGCAGUCUCUUUAGCUAAUAGUUUAAUUUUUCCUAACCGAAUCGAAAGUAGUAUAGGGAAAGGGGUUCUUAUUCCGGUGGUGCCGGUGGUGCACUUGAGCACCACCGGAUGACAUCACAUAUUAAAUGACUCAAUUAAAAUUGCAGAUUUUGCUAAUGCCUUUACUUAAUUUAUGAAUGUUAAAUGACAUAUAAAAAUAUGACUGUUUCAGUAACACAUA